AUGGCCCGCUGCAAGACGCGUCUUGCAUGCAAGAGCUUGGACGAGCUCAUGGAGCCGCUCCACCUCGCCCAAUGCGCCAAGUGCCAUCGCCCGAUCCACAAGGCGCACAUCGACCGGCACAUGCAGCAAUGCAACGUACGCCACCAUGCGCCACCACGGGCGAGUGACAUCCAAAGCGCUGCAACGCAGCUUGCGUCGCCGCACGAACAAGAUGCGAGCCCUUCGUUCGUGCCCAACAGCGGCGAAACGUUUCCAGUGCUCUUGCCCAUGCACGAGCUAAAGGCGCUGGCCUUUACGCCGCCAUCGCGGCCCAACCUCCACACGACGCUGCAAGUCGAGGCGACGCGGCAGAUCCUCUUUGGACAAACCACGGUCGCCAAGCGAAAGCUGCCAAAAGGCGAGAAACCACCGACACCAAAGCGCCACCACGUGGCAACGCUCCCUGCCAGCACGCCGGCCAAGCCCGCACUUCCGCGCAUCAAGCCAGUGACUCUGACCGCCCAAGCCCAGAGUGGUGCUUUGUCUACCAAGCCAGCGACCAAGCCUGAUGCUAAACGUGGACAGAAGACAUCCCCCCGACCACAAACGACAUUGGCUACAAUCGCACCCGCGAAGGCGAGACUGUCCAAGAAGGCACGGACAGUGUCGCCCAAGGUGGUGCGCGUACCACCGAGUGCACCACGCAAAGCGAUGCCGCCGUCCAAGGCCGCCAUGCCGCGCUCGGUCGGGCGUGUCGUGCCGCCGCCGCUUCUGGCCUUCCCCAAGCACGUUGGUUUACUGCCGCCAACACCGGUGGGGAUACUUCCCCGUUUGCUAUCGCCUACGAUGUCUCUCACGCCCCACAAGAAGACACCACGCACAACAUUUCGCCCUGAGCUGCUCCACCGCGCGUACACGGCCCUCCCAACCCUUCUGUCGUGGAGCCAGGACGACCCCGACAUGAUUCAAAUGCCCCCGUCGCUGGCCGCAUCCUCGCCACCCAAUACGCCGUCGUCGCGGUCGUCGGACCUCCUUCUCCAAACCCUCUUGUUGCAAGAUAUAUAG
Saprolegnia parasitica CBS 223.65 is the source of this 1044-nucleotide messenger RNA. RefSeq lists its product as hypothetical. The transcript has 5 exons. The record is from RefSeq and is a predicted model, not a curated record. Bases 1 to 1044 code for a protein of 347 amino acids. Lineage: Eukaryota; Oomycota; Saprolegniomycetes; Saprolegniales; Saprolegniaceae.